This is a messenger RNA of Magallana angulata, 4084 nucleotides long. RefSeq lists its product as uncharacterized. The transcript is spliced from 16 exons. Bases 195 to 1940 code for a protein of 581 amino acids. The record is from RefSeq and is a predicted model, not a curated record. Lineage: Eukaryota; Metazoa; Mollusca; Bivalvia; Ostreida; Ostreidae.
GGAGGUGUUCCGAGACGUGUUCAGCAGAGCGAGUGCCCUAAAAGUUGUGUUACGGGUAUAGGGAAUUUUGGCGCGCACAGUCACGCUCUGUUUAACAGGCCCCGAUAUCCUAUCCCAGACUUCCUUUUACAUGUUUUAGUUUUAACGCAUUGUCGGACAGUCACCUGUGAAGCUUAAUUUCCACUGAUAGUAGGAUGGCACAGUACAAAAUCCAUGAUCCGGACGAGAUGAUCCAAUGUCCUUUGAAUAAGGCCCAUGUUUUGCAGGCUAAGAGAAUGCAGUAUCAUAUUAUGGACUGUAGAAAAAACUUCAGACGAAGUGAGCUGGCCACCUGUCCACUCAAUGCUAGACAUGUGAUGCUAAAGAAAAAUUACAGAGAACACAUGGACAGUUGCCCAGACAGGGCUGUGGUUGAAGCAAUGAUGUCUAAUAAGAGUGGAAAACAAUCUUCAACGUUCAGAGGAGGAUAUUUAGGUCUCCCCAUCUAUGAACAAGUGAUCAUCCCUAAUGGAGAAAACUGGGAGGAUGAGUAUUUGUCUGUGCCGAAAAUAGGGGUGGAUUCCCAGCCCACGGCCAAGCAGGAUCACAUGAUCACUCCAGGACCAACUCAGACAGAGAAAAAAGAGUUUGCUAGACAGAUGCACAUUCCAGCUGGAAACAGGAGGUAUACAGCUCAUCAAGCAGAGAACAAUGAGCCCAGCAAGGUGCCCCUCCCCCAGCAGUGUCCCCCCAAGACGAUCACACCCACAAAUGGGUCUCAGUCAAUAGGGUCAACUCAACGUUCAUCCGCAGUGUUUGCAUGUAGUGUAUCAAUGGCAGGAAUAGGUCGGGGUCGAGGUCGAGGUCGUAGCCAAUCAGAAAAAUUGUUAUCUCCUCCUCCUGCUGUGCCCAAAGUGAACAAUGGUAUUGGGAAGGAAAAUGGAAUAACAGAGGACUCGAUUGAAGACUUUGAUAAGAAUCUGAAAAAGAUAGAGAAGAAGCUCCGACAGAUUGAGCUGUUGGAGACCAAGGUGGAUGAGGGACACACCCUGACGGCUGAGGAGGUCAAGAUUACAAUGGCACAGUACAAGGUGUUAGAUCCGGAGCAGGAAAUUCCUUGUCCCUACAACAGGUGUGAGAUGAUCCGAGCCAAGCGCAUGCCGUACCACCUCAUCAAAUGCAGGAGGAACCACCCUUGUACAGAAUUUGCUAGUUGUCCACUGAAUGCAAUACAUGUGGUUCCCAAGCCCGAGCUGAGGUACCACAUAGAAAACUGCCCAGACAAACCGCGAAUAGAACAAGACCUCUCUUAUGAGAUCCAGAAGGAGGCUGGUAGUACCGGUACCCUGUUUCAGGGGUGUGUGGAUUUACCAGAGUAUCACCAGAUAACAGUCAACUCCGAGGACGACUGGGAAAAAGAAGUUCCACUUCUGCCUCGAAUUGGAGUAGACCCAAACUAUUUUGCUAAAAUAGAAGGAAUCCACAUUGAUGGACUAACAAAUGCAGAGAAGAAGUACAUGAAAAUUCAGUAUGCUCUUCCACCAGGAGAAAGAAGAUAUGUUAAGUAUCCAGAUAAACCUUCAGUAACACAGCAACAAGAGGCCAAGAAAGAGGAGGUGGAGGAAGAGCUGAGAAUUCCCAACAAGAUAUCACAGACCUAUAUCUCCAACCCCAAGCCAGCCAAACAACAGCCCUCUGCUGUGUUUGCCUUCUCUCUGUCUUCUGUUGGAGUUGGGAGGGGCCAGACAGCCUCUGUAGGGGAGCAACAAAACCCACAGAACGUUGGGAGGGGCAGAGCAUUGGUUGGGAGGGGGAUUGCUGGAUUAAGGAUAGGAGACGGUAGUGAAGGCCUAGGCAGCUCAAUUUCCCCAGCUGGCAGAGGACAGAUCGGGAAGGAGUGCCAUGCUAAAGGGAUUGCUGGGAAACUGUUCUCUUCUGGAAUUGGACGUGGGAGUCACUGAAGGCAAAGAUAAAGAGGGAUUAACACCUAUAAACUUCAGUGUUGAGGAUGUUUGAAAAUGACCAACAUGCCAAGGAGAAAUUUUUUUUCCUGUAGACAAUUAUCAAAAUGUUUAGUUUACAAUAAUAUGCACAGAAUGUAUAGCUGUAUCUAUUAAAGUUGGGUUUUUUGUCAUUUUUUCAUUUAGGAUAAGAUAUAUUUCAUGUUUUUUUUAUCAUGAUAUUAUCAUAAACUAUGUCAAAAGAAAGUAAUACAUGUACUAGUAUCCUUUAUACCAUGGUUUAGACAUGUUUAAAGGACUGAGGAAAAAGUGGAGAAUAUUUUCCCCAUAAACUUAAGGAAAGACCAUAUAGAAAGUGUGGUCAUUGGCAUUUUUACAAAAGGAAAUAUAAGAAUUAUUCAUAUUUAUACCCCCGCUCCGAAGGAGAGGGGGUAUACUGUUUUACCCUUGUGUGUCUGUCUGUCUGUCCGUCCGUCUGUCUGUCCGUCCGUAACAAAAAUUUCUGUCGCAUUUAUCUCAGCAACUAUUUAUCGCAGAUGCUUGAAAUUUUAACACAGUGUUUGUUAAGGCAUGCCAUAUCGUGGGAUAUAUUUUUGUACCAAUCGGACAUCAACUUCCUGACGACUUUGCUUAUUUUUUAACCAAAAUUUUCAAACAAAUUUUCGUCAAAGAUUUCUCAGCAACUGUUUAUCGCAGAUGCUUGAAAUUUUAACACAGUGUUUGUUAAGGCAUGCCAUAUCGUGGGAUAUAUUUUUGUACCAAUCGGACAUCAACUUCCUGUUAAAUGACGACUUUGUUUAUUUUUAGCAAAAAUUUUCAAACAAAUUUCCGUCAAAGAAUUCUCAGCAACUGUUUAUCGCAGAUGCUUGAAAUUUUUACACAGAAUUUGUAUAGGCAAGCUAUAUCGUUGGAUGUAUUUUUGUACCAAUCAGACGUCAACUUCCUGUUAAAUGACGACUUUGUUUAUUUUUUGCCAAAAUUUUUAAACAAAUUUCCGUCAAAGAAUUCUCAGCAACUAUUUAUCGCAGAUGCUUGAAAUUUUAACGCACUAUUUGUUUAGGCAUACAAUAUUUUGGGAUAUAUUUUUGUACCAAUCGGAUGCCAACUUUUUGUUAAAUGACGACUUUGCUUAUUUUUUAACCAAACUUUUCGACCAAAUUUUCGUCAAAGAUUUCUCAACAACUAUGUAUCGCAGAUGCUUGAAAUUUUUACACAAUAUUUGUAUAGGCAUGCCAUAUCGUGGGAUAUAUUUCUGUACAAAUCAGACGUCAACUUCCUGUUAAAUGACGACUUUGUUUAUUUUUUGCCAAAAUUUUCAAACAAAUUUUCGUCAAAGAUUUCUCAGCAGCUAUUUAUCGCAGAUGCUUGAGAUUUUAACACACUAUUUGUUUAGGCAUGCCAUAUUGUGGGAUAUAUUUCUUUUCUGUACCAAUCGGAUGCCAGCUUUCUGUUAAAUGUCGACUUUGCUUAUUUUGCAUAUUCACAUCAGAGCGGGGGUAUCACUAGUAAGCAUUGGCUCACAUAUAUUUUGUUGUUGUUUUCAAAAUGUUAAGUCAAGCUUGGUUUAGUGUUGAGUGAACUAUGGGAAAGGGUGAUAUCUUCUUUUAAGCUAAUAUCAUUUUCAAUUAACAUUGUGGGUGAAAAUUGCAUGCAUUGGCUUUCUUAUUAUCAGUGAAAGAUUAAAUCAUAUUUUAGCAUAUAUGAUGCUUUUAAUUUUCCUCCUCAAUUUUAGAAAGGGCAGGGAUUUUGCUGAAUUUGGUUUUAUUUUACGUUUAUUGAAUUCUAAAAUCCAUGUGGACUUAUUUUAAGUUAUCAGAAAUUAUUGACCAAAGUUUUUUUAUUAACAGCAUUAAGAAGUGUAUAUUAUUAUUAUCUCUGCCUUUGUUUUGUUUGCUUGUUGACAAGUAUUUUUUUAUCAGCAGCAUUAGGAAGCAUUUUUUCACUGCGUAAUUUUUCACUGCCUAACUUUUAUGUGCUUGUUGACAAGUGUUGGUUUUUUUUUCAAGUUUAAGACUAUGUUUUUGAUGUUUUAUGAGAAGAUUAAGUUUACACUAGAAUAGGUUGACAAACAAAAGAUUUGUCGUAUUGUUAUAUAUAACAUGUUGUGUAAUUGUUUUUUCCAAGAAAUAAAGAAAUGAAUACUG